UUUGCCGAAACAGACGCCAACAGACGGUGCUCGCGAGCGGUUGUAACGGUAAAGAUAUAGUACAUCUAUAGCGCGCGUAACGGGAAAAUACGGAGCAGUAGAAGCGCAACAGCGCCUCCGAAAUAGCGUAAAUGAAAAGUAAUUCACCAAGUGCUAAAUGAUAGAGAAUGAGACCCAGUCGACAGGACCCAAAAAGACAAUGUUGAUUGAGUGCAUUUCGCGUGACAUUCCCUGAGAGUUUUCUUCAGAAACCGAACGAAGCAAAGAUCAAGUAAAGCUCGUUGAUAUAGAGCUGAAUAUACAACAACCACCCACCGAUCGAUCGAGAGGCGUGGCAAAUGAACUACAAUACGGCUAGCGUGGUAGCCGCCGCAGCAGCAGCCGCACAUCAGACGUCGCACCACCAUCCGUAUUUGAACCACCAGCAGUUGCAGCACCACCAAACAACCCAACAACAACAACAACAGCUAAUCCCACUGCCCAUCGGUGGGGGAGGGAGUUUAGCAGUGGGUGGCGGCGAUACCUCGCCCAAAAUCAUGGAGUGGACCAACGACGAUGCUCUUGAACUAAUCGAGCAGUAUCGCUGCCACACAGAAUUAUGGAAUCGUGCCGAUCCGAAGUACAAGGAUAAACUAUGUCGAUUCCGGGCGUGGUCGGAAAUAGCCGAACGCUUCGGUUGCAGCAAGGCGGAGGUCGAGCGGAAGAUGAACGUAUUGCUGACCCAGUAUCGGCGGGAGAAGCAUAAGAUGUUUGUGAAAAUAUACCAGGGCAUUCAGCCCAAUCCGUCCAAGUGGUAUGCCUUUAAACGAUUCGAUUUCAUGGAGGCGGGCGGCGGCAGCUUAAGCGGCGGUGGAUCAGGUGGACCAGGUGUUAACGUCUCGGGCGGUAAUCUGGUGCCCAAUCCCGUUUCCUCAUCGGCAGCCGCUGCCGCCCACAAUGGGCUGAACGGACUGGCGGCUGCGGCCGUCGCUGCAGCGGCCUACGAAAGCGGUACGAUUGCAGCGGCAGGAAACGGAGGAGCACCAACCACAGGUCCAGGUGGCGGAGCACCUGGUUCGCAGCCCACCAUGCAGCACAGACGCAUCAAGACCAAAGAGCUAAAAUAUUUCGGAGCGAUGGGCCUCAAUAUACCCAUGCUGAUAGCGAGCAGUCAGACGCUGGACAGUUGGAAUACGGCGGGUCAGUAUUCGCCUCCGAUAUCGGGCUCUGGAGGCGGUGGCUCGGAGCGAGGAGGAAGUGGAGGUGGUGUUGGUGGAGCGCCUGCCCAGCAAUUGCGAGUGCCCCUGCCCAUGAGUUAUCAUGGUGGAGCUGGCGGUGGUGGCAGCAGCAGUAGUGAUUUCCAGCAGAGUCCACUGAAACCCAUGGAUACCUCGGAUAAUGAGGAUAACAAUAACACCAAGGAGGAUGUGGCAGCGGCAGCGGCCCUGGGCCAACUGGCUGCAAAGGUGGAGCGACGCUCGCCGUUGGGCGGUGGUCCGGGGGGAGGUGGCUCGAGUAGUAGGGAGGCCAACGAUCCAGCAAGCGAUCCCAUUAAAUCCGACCGGACCCUUAGCGAAGCUGGCAGCAGUCCCAUACCGAAUACCAAUAUGCACGAGGCGCACAAAAAUCACCUGCUGAACAGUCCUGCCGGAGCAAGAGCGGUUACCCCAAGGCAGGCGCACGAGCAGAUGCACCACCAUGCACACACGCAGCACCACCUGCAGCAACAGCAACUGCAACAGCAGCAGCAGCAACAACUGCAGCAGCAACUACAACAGCAGCAACAACUGCAACAGCCGCAGCAGCAGUGUCAUCAUGGCCACGAGGAACUGGACAUCAAGCAGGAGUUGGUGGACUAUUUCCAUGGCCAGGCGGCUGGUGGUGGUGGUGUUGGUCCUGCACCACCGCCACCACCCGAAUCACAUCGUUCCUAUAGCUCAGCGGGUGAGGAGAGCCGACUUCAGCUGGUGGACAUGGCCCAGGAUUUGCGAGUUGCCCAGGCGAAGGCCAAUUUUGGAGCUUUUGUCCUACCACCAAGAGGCAGCGAUGCCAGCACACCCGCCAUGCCUUUAAAUAUGCGAAAACUAACCGGUGCCGGCAGUGCGGGUCAUAUGCUAAUGAAUACAUUGCUCGGUUCGAGGGAGAGUAUGUCGGAUGGCGAGGAACCCGAUCCGGAUAACGAUGAGGCCACCGAAUCGGCCGCCAGUCCGGGACACAUCAAGAGCAGUGUUUCCGCCCAGGCGGCCGUUGCAGGAUCCGCAUUUUACGCAGAGUCCCUAAAUCGAGAUGAUUGCGAUUUUAUUGGAUCGAAUGUAUCAUUAAAACUUCGAACCAUGGAUCGAACGCAAAGGAUCAUUGCGGAGAAGCUAAUCAGCGAGGUGUUGUACUAUGGGCAAUUUAAUGAGCUGGAACGCUCGGCCAGGAUUCAGCCCAAGUGACAGUGGCGCCCCAAGAAGUGGACGACGACAAUGGGAAACGGAAGUGGUGGGGCCGUGGGUCUGGGCAUCGGAGUGGGUUUGAGCAGGAUCAGGCUGGGCAGGAGCCUACUCGCCCCGCAGCAUGGUAAAUGAAUUCCAAUUGAAAUAGUCAACAGAGAGAUAAAACAGAAACCAAUACAGAAAACAGUACAACUUAUUUUUAGUUUGGCCAGGAUCGGGGUCACCACUUGUACAAAGCUUGGCAGAAAAGGGGGCAGCGUUACUUAGGCGGAGUGAAAGUAGAAAAUAUAGAAAAGAAAGCAGAGUAGGGCUUGGAUAAAGGUACUUAUAUGACAGGGGUAGAGAUGGUGAUGUCUGGGAUGGUUGUUAAGUUUAAAAUGUGUUUAUUCACGGAUAGGAGAACUGUUUACUAAAUUCUCAAAACCUACUUAAUGAAGGUUACUGCGGAAAUUCAAAACAAAAAUUUAUUUAAAUUUUUUUAACUUUUAAACUUGGAAUAUGUCAAACGAAUUUUUAAAAUAAACGAAAUCUAUUUCGGUUGUUCCACUGUGCAAUGUUUAGAUAAUACAAAUAAUGUUGAGUUAGUCAAAUUUGGUUUAACAAUUAAAAUACAAAAUAAAUCCUAGAGAUGGAAAAGAAUAGAUUUAACGAAAUAAAACCAUUUUUUAUUUACUAUUUUUUAUUAUGAAAUAACUAAUUUUAUAAACCGAAAUGUGGUUCAUCUACCAUCUCUCCCUGAUUAAAAUACAAAAGCAACAUAGAACACAAACCAAAGUUACUUUCUAUUCUGUUCGAAGGGCUGCAUAAACAACAGUUUAGCUUUUGUCCACAACUUCAAUAUUAAACUGCAUAAAAUACAUAGAUACUAGAUAGGUUAGAUUGGGUCUGGGAAUGGGGUCAUCGACACACCUGAGACAUCUAACUAGCAGAAUCUCAGUAUUACUUAUAAAAUACACUUUACAUAGACCAUAGUUAACCGCAACAACGAGGAUAGGAAUCGAAGCAUUUGCCAUAGAUCGAUUCCUUGGGGCCGAUCGUCCACUUCUGGGUGUUAUCUGGUUGCUGAUUGUUGACCUCGCCCUAAAAAACAAAUAUACAAAAAUUAAUGGGAGAAAAGUAAGCAAAACUAAUGUAAAGACAAGGAAUAGCGGCUGCUUAAAAGUCAAGCUCCAAUUUGGGCACCACUGAAACUCAAGUUCCCGAUUAGCUAACCGUUGAAAAAGGCACUUGUAAAACCUAUAUGUUUUCUAUAUAUCUGCAUAUGGAUAUAUGUAUAAGUAAAUGGAUAAAAAUAUAUAAUAUAUCAUUGUACCUUAUUUUAAAACAGAGAUGUUUUCUUAGUCACUUAAGUCUGGUCGCCGUAAAGUCACCAAUCCAAAACCCAACAACUGAAACCAACCAACAAACAAAAAGAAACCGCAAACUUUUACCUAUAUUAUACAAAUAUUGUCGUCACUAGUUCGUUAAAGAAACAACAAAAACAAAAGCAAAACAUUGUACAUUUUCGUGUUUAUUUUUUUAGGUCAUAAUGAUUUUUGCAUAAUAUUUAAGUAGUUUUUAUUUUUAUAUGCAAAGCAAAGCAGAGCAAAAAACAGAAACAUUGAAUUAAUUUAUAUAAAUAUAUAUGUAUACCUAAUAAACAAAUAUGGGCAAAUUAGAUAGUCACAUAAACGAGAGAAAGAGAUAGAUGGUUAGUUGCGGAUGAUGAUGAUGAUGAAAUGCAGCUCGGCUUUUGCUGCUGCGUUUUUAAGCCGUAGUUUUUACCUUAGCAUAGAAAAAUCAAAAACCAACAAAAGUCCAAACUGAAAAGAAAAGUCAUGUGUAAAAAAUGGAAAAUUAGAUGUGAAUAAAUUAAUUGUCUGUAAAACUAGCGAGAAUUUGUUUGGCAUCGAUGUGCAAGCGUAUGUUGUGUGAGUGCGUAUGGAAAGUAAACAAAAAUUAGGUUUUCCUGAAUGUGUAAACAGCAGCUAAAAAAAUAAAUAAAUGUGUGUACCUAUUUGUCUGACAAGCAUUGUAAACGCCGUUUUUUUUUCUACUUUGUUAAAUGAAAAAAAUGGGUUAAUCUUAUGAUUGGGAUAUUGCUUUAAAUGAAAGCCGAAUCGAAAAUAUAUAGUUCUUUUUCUAUUUUAACGGUUUAAAUGGUUUUUAAAGCAAAGUUUAGCGGGAGUAUCAGGAACCCAUUAUUUAAAAAAUAAACUAAACACAUCUUU
Molecule: messenger RNA, 4627 nt
Organism: Drosophila rhopaloa
Lineage: Eukaryota; Metazoa; Arthropoda; Insecta; Diptera; Drosophilidae
Product: AF4/FMR2 family member lilli
Exons: 3
Coding region: 339-2417 (692 amino acids)
Source: RefSeq, a predicted model, not a curated record